GGGGUCGGUGGCUGCUGGGCGGGCGGGGCGCAGGCCGCGGGGCCCGAGCCGGGGGGAGCGGGCGAGCGGAGGCGCCGAGGAUCCGAUUCACUCGCUGGGGAGACCUAUGGGCCGAAGCCGUGUAAAUGCGUUUUAAGCAGGGGCCUCGGCUCCGCAACUGCCACUCCUCCUUGGGGUGUUGCACAAGUUCCGAGGUCACCGGCGACCCUCCCUAGCAGCGCGCCUGGCUCUGGCCCCCGCGAAGGAGGACGGGGCUUGUGUGUUGCAUACUUUCUAAGGCGGCGGGGCUGCGGGGCAGCGGCUUCAUCCAGCCCAACGGCUCCUCCUCCUCGGCAUGGCUGGCUACUUGAGCGAAACAGACUUUGUGAUGGUGGAGGAGGGCUUCAGCACCCGAGACCUGUUGGAGGAGCUCACUCUGGGGGCCUCACAGGCCACCGCGGGUGACGUUGCUGCCUUCUUCGUGGCCGACCUGGGUACUGUGGUGAGGAAGCACUUUUGCUUCCUGAAGUGCCUGCCCCGAGUCCGGCCUUUUUACACAGUCAAGUGCAACAGCAGCCCAGGUGUGCUGAAGGUCCUGGCUGAGCUGGGGCUGGGCUUCAGCUGUGCCAACAAGGCAGAGAUGGAGUUGGUUCAGCGUAUUGGCGUCCCUGCCAGUAAGAUCAUCUACGCCAACCCCUGUAAGCAAAUUGCACAGAUCAAGUACGCCGCCAAGCACGGGGUCCGGCUGCUGAGCUUUGACAACGAGAUGGAGCUGGCAAAGGUGGUAAAGGGCCACCCCAGUGCCAGGAUGGUUCUGGGCAUUGCUACUGAUGACUGUCACUCCCUGAGCCCCCUGAGCUUCAAGUUUGGAGCGUCGCUGAAAUCCUGCAGACACCUGCUUGAAAAUGCCAAGAGGAGCCACGUGGAGGUAGUGGGGGUGAGUUUUCACGUUGGUAGCGGCUGUCCUGACCUUCACGCCUACGCUCAGUCCAUCGCAGACGCCCGGCUUGUGUUUGAGAUGGGCGCUGAGCUGGGCCACAGGAUGCAUCUCCUGGACCUUGGUGGUGGCUUUCCUGGAUUGGAGGGGGCCAAAGUGAGAUUCGAAGAGAUUGCUUCUGUGAUCAACUCAGCCUUGGACCUGUACUUCCCAGAGGGCUGUGGCGUGGACAUCCUUGCCAGGCUGGGGCGCUACUACGUGACUUCGGCUUUCACCUUGGCUGUCAGCAUCAUCGCCAAGAAGGAGGUUCUUCUGGACCAGCCUGGAAGGGAGGAGGAAAGUGGUUCCAUCCCCAAGACCAUCGUGUACCACCUCAGUGAGGGCGUGUAUGGGAUCUUCAACUCAGUCCUGUUUGACAACACCUGCCCUACCCCCAUCCUGCAGAAGAAAUCAUCCACGGAUCAGCCCCUGUGCAGCAGCAGCCUGUGGGGCCCUGUGGCCGACGGCCAGGACUGCGUGGCUGAGGGCCUGUGGCUGCCGCAACUACACGUAGGGGACUGGCUGGUCUUUGAGAACAUGGGCGCCUACACCGUGGGCAUGGCUUCCCUCCUCGGGGGGACCCAGACAUGCCGAGUCACCUAUGCCAUGUCCCGGGUGGCCUGGGAAGCGCUUCGAGGGCAGCUACUGCCUACAGAGCAGGACGAGGACACCGAGGGCAUGUGCAAGCCUCUGUCCUGUGGCUGGGAGAUCACAGACACCUUGUGCGUGGGCCCGGUCUUCACCCCGGCGAGCAUCAUGUGAGCGGACCCCGUUUCCCCCCGGAGAACUCCAGCGGGGCCGCAGAGAUGCCUCUGGGAGACGUGAGGAAAGCAGCAAACAGGGGCAGCCUCUGGCCAGGACUGUGGUGCUCGCUCUGCUUCCCCCCACGCUCCGCCUGUAGUGUUUCUGCCCUGUAAAUAGGACCAGUCUUACACCCGCUGUAGUGCAAGUAUGCAACAUAAAUCCUGUCCCUUCCAGCUGUGUCUGCCUCCUCUGCAGCGCAAGGGGCCUGGUCAGCCAGGUGUGGGGUGUUCUCGGGGUCUCCCUUGGUCUCCUUCCCACCUUUGUAAAUAUGAAGCAAAUAAAUAUUUAGGUUUUUUUUUUUUUUUUAAUACUCCAGUGGAAUCUAGCUGUUCAAUUCACAAAGCAGCCUGGGCGAGGCCAGGGCCGAGACUUUCCCACCCAAUAUGGAUGACCCUAUGCCCUCUGCAUCAGUCCUGACCCAGCUGUGGUGUGGGCAUCUCCCAUGGCACCCGGCUUCUCUGACUCACCUCUGUGCUCUGCAGCAGCUGCCAUGCCUGGUGUCAUGAGGAAGAGUGAGGUGUCAGGGAUUGAGGCAGGGGUCAGAGCUGCCAUCCUUCGGCCCGGGACUUGUAGCUCCCCGCUGGUUGAGGGACCUCUAUGGAACCCAAGACCCAGCCUAAGGCCUGGUCCAAUGUGGAGGCAAAGAGCAAAGAAAUGGGUGUCAAGAGACGUUCUGAAGAGACCCUGCAGCCUUACCAUCCUUGUAGGUAUGUAAGGCAGUAAGAGUAAUGCAGAGAUGGGGAGGUUGGUUUUGCUUAUCCAGGCAAUAACUACCAGAGCAGGGCUGGCCACAGAGCACUGCCACGUCCAGUGCCGAGGGGCCUGAUACUGAUAUCUCCUAAACUGGAAGUUCAGUGUCACUGCUGGAGUCCCAGGCAAUGCACCCCGGGGGGAGUGAGCUGCUUAGCAAAGGAGAUCAGAUUUUAGAGUUCCCCUAGCUGCUACAGGGGACCUGAAAGAUUUUUCUUCUGUAAUUAAGAAAAACUGAAAUAUAAAACUCACAUGCCUUAAAACCCACCCUUUCCAAGUACAGAAUUCAUGGUUUUUAGUAUACUGAGUCUGUACAACCAUCACUACCGUCCAAUCCCAGAACAUGUUCAUUACCUUGAAGAGGAAGCCUGUGCCCAUUAGCAUUCACGCCUCACUUCCCCCUUCCCCCAGGUCCUGGCAGUCACUACUCUACUGCCCAUCGCUGUGGAUUGGGCUAUUCUGGACAUAUCAUUAUGAAUGUUUUUAUACCCUCACUUGAGCUUCUGUCUGGGUAAGCGUGGUACAUGGGUUUUUUUCCCACACUGCCAAGCAAUUCUCCGACACCAGCUGGGUGCCCCUGAGUUCAACUGGAUUCUGACACUAUCUGCCCAGAGACAGCUUUAGAUCCCACAGGUCAGGGGCUCAGUCCUACAAGACCACCCCACUCUCCCCCUACUUCAGACCCUGAUCUCCCAAGUCCAGGUCAUGACCUGUGUUUGGACCAACGGGCUAUAGACUGGAGGUUCCAAUAACCCGCUUCCUUGGGCUUAAUGAAUUUGCUAGAGUGGCUCAUGGAACUCAGGGCAACCCCUUCCUUAUAUGUUCUUGUUUUAUGAUGAAAGGAUGUAACUCAGAAGAGCCAGAGAAAGAGCUGCACGGGGUAAGCCCUGGCGAUGGUGCAGCGCUCCAGUGCCCUCCCCAGGCAUCAGUCUCCCAGCAUCCCCAUGUGUUCACCAGCCUGGAGGCUCCCCAAACCCUGUCCUGUGCGGCUUUUAUGGAGGCUUCAUUACCUAGGCAGGACUGAUUAGAUCAUUGGCAUCGGCGACUGAACUCGAUCUCCAGCCUCCUUCCCUCCCCAGAGUUGGAGGGUAGGAUAUAACAAAAGACACCUUUGUCACCUCGUCACUUAGGAAAUUUUAGCAUCUCCGUGCCAGGAAUGGGGAUGAAAACAAAGCACAUGUCUGUUAUUGAAAGUCACGAUAUCAUACCUGGUCUGCCAGUUUUAGCGUCUCAGCCAGUCCUGGGUCCUGCGUGUGGCUCUGAGGUCCCCUCACGAGGCAACAUAUUCUGAGUGAACUGGGUGCUUGUCUAAAGCAGAGAUGCCUUUUCUGGGCAGAGCCUAGUUUGUGGUACUUUGACAAUAAGCAGGCUGAAAGGUCAGGACCGCAAGAGAUGCAGGGACCAAGCAGCCAGGGUCCCUGUAUUGCUGGCUGGUUCUCCACGCACCACCAGUUUUCCCAUCUUACUGUGCCGGGCUCCGGCCUUGUGGGUGAGGCUGUUUCGAAGACUUCUCAUGUUUUGAUGCCUUUUUGAUGCUGGAGCAGAUCCGGACCCGCUCAUGCUUGUUUGGCGGAGAGGGAAGGAGGGCAGACACAGGUUCUGCCGGAACUGGCCAUCUGCUUCCAAAGGCAGCAGAUGUGCUGCUAAGAGCGCUGGCUGCAGGGAGAUCCAGGCAUAACUCAUUGCCUUGUCCACGGCGGGUUCGCGGGUUCGCUGGGGAGAGGCUUCUGUGGCUUUUAAAGUGACAGCAGCUGGCACGGAGUUGGAACAGAUUUCUCACUGGAGCCUUUCAAAUGUUUCAUGUUCCAUUUGCAGCAAGAGUGUGAAAUUUAUACUUUUCCGAGAAACAGAGAAGUUGCUGUAACUUGCUUGAGAAUAAACAGUCAUUUCAGUUGUUUUGGUUUGUCAU
This is a messenger RNA of Enhydra lutris kenyoni (northern sea otter), 4418 nucleotides long. Its product is annotated as antizyme inhibitor 2. The coding region runs from base 335 to 1717 and encodes 460 amino acids. Gene Ontology annotation, biological process: positive regulation of catalytic activity; negative regulation of protein catabolic process; positive regulation of polyamine transmembrane transport. Gene Ontology annotation, molecular function: ornithine decarboxylase activator activity; catalytic activity. Gene Ontology annotation, cellular component: cytoplasm. The record is from RefSeq and is a predicted model, not a curated record. Lineage: Eukaryota; Metazoa; Chordata; Mammalia; Carnivora; Mustelidae. The transcript has 11 exons.